This is a messenger RNA of Drosophila guanche, 1418 nucleotides long. It is a transcript of the gene PolD2, whose product is annotated as DNA polymerase delta subunit 2. Lineage: Eukaryota; Metazoa; Arthropoda; Insecta; Diptera; Drosophilidae. Gene Ontology annotation, biological process: DNA strand elongation involved in DNA replication; DNA replication. Bases 75 to 1370 code for a protein of 431 amino acids. The record is from RefSeq and is a predicted model, not a curated record. The transcript has a single exon. Gene Ontology annotation, cellular component: delta DNA polymerase complex. Gene Ontology annotation, molecular function: DNA binding.
CAACAAAUUUUGCGCCAAAUUGCACAAGAAAAUUAAUUGUUUAUCCCGCAAGAAUAUAACCACAAUCGUAAACAAUGGCUCUUCGUUUGGAGAGCUCCUACGAGAACUUGAGCAGCCAAUAUCGGCUGAAGGAUUACGAUUACCAGAAGCAGUUCUGUCACCUGUACGCCCACCGCCUGGUCGAGAUGACGCGCCUCCUGACGCCGCUUGUCCAGAAGAAGUGGGGCAAAACGGAGCCCAUCAAGAAGCUGUGCGAGCUGCGUGGCGAACAGGAUGUCCACUGCAUCUUGAUUGGCACCAUCUACAAGCACCAGGCGCACAAGCCCAGCAUCCUGAGGGACAUAUCCGAGGAGAAUCAAUUGGCACCGCAGCCGCCGCGACAGAAUUACUCGGAGCCUGAAGACAAGGUGAUACUGGAGGAUGAACUGCAGCGGGUGCGCUUGCAGGGUAAGAUACUGCAGACCCAGCUCAUGGCCACAGGCGUCGUGUGCGCUGUGCUUGGCGGCACCGACAGCGAAGGCUUCUUCAACGUCGAUGAUGUGAUGUACUACGAGAGUGGGCCACAGAAACCACUGUCCAACAAACGGAACCGACUGCUAGUGCUUGUGUCUGGCUUGGAUCAGCUACAAUCCCACACCUAUGUAGACGCCCUGAAUCUCUUCCAGUACUGGCUUAGCGGCAGUCUGGGCAAUGGAAAAGAUGCCAAAUCCUUGGUGCGACUGAUCAUAGCCGGAAACUCGGUGCGCGGCAGUGCAAUGGCGCAUGUUCCGACCCUGCAGGUCGCACGCACUCAGGCGAAUGCCAACGACACUGUCCAGGCGGUCAGCCAGCUGGACAGUUGGUUCGCAUCGUGGGCGCAGUGCCUGCCCAUCGAUGUGAUGCCGGGCGCCUUCGAUCCGGCCAACUUUAUGCUGCCACAGCAGCCAUUCCACAAGUGCAUGUUCCCCCAAGCGGCGCAGCUCUCAUCGUUCCAGGCUGUGACCAAUCCGUACAGCUGCCGCCUGGAUGAUGCGCUCAUUGUGGGCACUGCCGGUCAGAAUGUGGCAGAUCUCCUCCGCAGCACGUCGCUGGAAUCUUCCCUGGAGGCCCUGCGCUGUACCCUAACAUGGGGCCAUGUGGCGCCUACUGCUCCGGACACUCUGGCGUGCUAUCCGUACAUCGAGAGUGAUCCAUUCAUCAUGCGCGAGUGUCCACACGUGUACUUUGCAGGCAACUGCGAAUCCUUCGAGACGGCCCUUCAUGUUACCGCAGAGGGAAAACGCACCUGCCUCGUGUGCGUGCCCAGCUUUGGCAAGACGAAGAGCGUCGCCGUGGUGGAUUUGGACACGCUCACCUGCCGGCAGGUUAACUUUAGUACUGAAUCCGAAUGAAAUGUAGAGUGGAUGUCUUGAGGAAGUAAAUGCAGUUUAGUAAAGUUA